This is a messenger RNA of Rhopilema esculentum, 1262 nucleotides long. Its product is annotated as plancitoxin-1. Gene Ontology annotation, biological process: apoptotic DNA fragmentation. NCBI's taxonomy places the organism in Eukaryota, Metazoa, Cnidaria, Scyphozoa, Rhizostomeae, Rhizostomatidae. The record is from RefSeq and is a predicted model, not a curated record. Gene Ontology annotation, molecular function: deoxyribonuclease II activity.
AGCAAAAGUCUUGUGAUUCAAGUUUUAUUCAAAUUUCAUGAAAGGUUCGUUGCAGUGACGAGGAAGACAACUUUGCAGUUGCAGGCCGGUACCAUGGCGUUUUCUUGUUCUUUCUUUAUCGUAGGCACAGUGUUGAUUUCAUUGUUAGGGAGCUGUUCCCUAACAAAUGCAGCAAAACCGUCUUGCAUUGGGGACUCUGGAAAUAAGGUUGACUGGUUUAUAGCCUACAAAUUGCCACACAAGAUUUCCAACCCUUUGAAAGAUGGAUAUGGCUAUUUAUAUAUGGAUUCCAACUCUGCUGGCUUUUCUGUUUCAAAAUACUCUGCUAAAGAAGAGCAGAGUGCAAUGGGAUCAACAUUAUCGCCCGCAUACGAAAGCAAAAGUGACAUAGAAUCCAGUGGUGACUUGGCCUAUGUUAUGUACAAUGAUGAAAACCCGGAAGGUAAAGAGUUCUUCGAUUAUGGCCACAGCAAAGGUGACCUGGCAUUUACCAAAGAUGGUGGCUUUUGGCUAGUUCAUAGCGUGCCUAAAUAUUCGAACAAUGCCGAUGAAGGCUAUGAUUAUCCACAUAGUGGGACCUACUAUGGCCAAAUAUUCUUUUGCGUCAAUUUCAAUGCUUCUGAAAUUGACAAAAUAGGCCAGCAGUUGAGGUUUAAUGGUCCCCAUAUUCAUGACUUCAACUUGCCCCCUUCAUUAGCUCAGAUGUUUCCUAACAUCAGCUUGCUGGUAAAUAACAAAUUCAUUCUUGAAGAACCUUACAAUAUGUCAGCAAAGCUUGUAUCAAGUGCUGGGAAAAAACUGAUCCACUUUGCAAAAAACAAAAAUUUUGGUAAUGAUCUGUAUGGAGCGUUUGUGGCACCAAGUUUAAAAACAAGCAUGUUAGCAGAGACCUGGCAACAGGGAUCCGGGAAAACAGGUUCUUGGUGCAAGCCACCGUAUACGGUAGAAAAUAUCCUACGUAUUGAUAUAGAGACUGACACAGAUGAGUUUGAGUUUGUUAACUACGAAGACCAUUCGAAAUAUGUGCUUUCAAAGUCAGGGGAUGAUCCAGUGGUUUGUAUAGGAGAUAUCAAUAGAAUGGAGACGCAGUAUAAGAGGGGUGGCGGUACUCUGUGUACCAGAGACAGUCAUAUAUGGACUGUAUUUAAAAAGCUUGUUAAGCAGGUCGACUCGUGUAAUAAUUUACCUUAAACAAAUUGUGGCUGACUACAGAUACCCUUAUAAACUUUUUUCAUUCUUCAGUCGUGAAAUAAGCAAAUUUA